Messenger RNA from Bipolaris oryzae ATCC 44560, 936 nucleotides. RefSeq lists its product as uncharacterized. The transcript is spliced from 2 exons. The record is from RefSeq and is a predicted model, not a curated record. The coding region runs from base 1 to 936 and encodes 311 amino acids. Gene Ontology annotation, biological process: lipid metabolic process. NCBI's taxonomy places the organism in Eukaryota, Fungi, Ascomycota, Dothideomycetes, Pleosporales, Pleosporaceae.
AUGAAGCUCCCAGUAAUCGUCCUCGCAGCUCUUACAGCACCUCUAAUCCAGGCGGCCCCCACGCCAGCCUCUGAACUAACAACUCGCCAGACCAGACCGCGACAGCUCAUCCAGCCAGAACUCUGGCCCGUUCUUCAACGCUACACGCGGUUCGCUGUAGCUUCUCUUUCAACCUUUACCUAUAACCUAGGAAAAUGCCCUAGUCCACCUUUCCACUCCGUUCUCGUCCGAACAAUAGACUCAAUCAUCACUUCAACCCAAGUCGCCGUAUUCCAAGACAGCGCGGCAAAAGAACUGAUCGUGUCCUUUCCGGGCUCUGCCUCGCUCCAGGAUUUCAUUACCGACUUUGCUUAUUUCAUGAAGCCCUUGACCAGCGCCCCGGGCUGCACCGAUUGCCAGGUCCAUGGGGGUCUCCUCCGAGCCUGGAGCUCUGUGCGACCUGAUCUCAUAGCUGCGCUGGCGGACUUGAAUGCGAAAUUGCCGGGUUACAAGACAAUCAUCGUAGGCCACAGUCUCGGCGGUGGACUAGCCAGUCUUGCCUAUACGGAUCUCCGGGCUAAUAAUGUUCCCAUUGCAAAAGCAUACACCUUGGGAUCGCUGCGCGUGGGAAACCCAGCAUAUGCCGAUUUCACCGACCGCCUGGCUGGUGCGGACGACAACAACUUGGGCGAGUUGCUGCGUAUCACGCAUGGAAUUGACGGCGUGCCGAAUCUACCGUUUGAGCCCAUGGGAUUCCAGCAUACGCGCACAGAGAUUUACCAGGAAGAUACCACGCCUGUGGGUGGCACGCAGAGUCCUCAGACAACGUUUCGCUGUUUUGGUCAGGAGGCGGAGGAUUGUAUUAGGCGGAAAGCGGUGGGGUUCAUUAAUCAGGAUCAUCUGGUCUACACGGGGAUCUCCAUGUCGGGGCCAGAGCAGUGCAAUAGCCAGGACUGA